AAUCUUAUAAAUUGAAUUUCUAGGCCCAUUCCUUAGUCGUAGACUACAGCUCUAGGGCCUUAAUUUUUACCACUGCAUGCCAAAAGCCAUGAGUCUUGUUUAGAGUUGUAAGUAAGCAUGUGAUAAUUUCUUAGUAAUUCAGUAACUGUUUAGUGUACAAAAAGUAGGGAAAUGCUUUAAAAACUAGUUGUUCAGAAAAUACAUUUUAGGAACUAUGUAAUUUGUUUCAGAUUAUAGGGAAAACGUGAAUUUCAUUGAAAGAAUUGCUACAUUUGAACCUAAGUAAACAUGAAUGAAUCUUUUAGCAAAGUUAACUGGCUGCAGAUGUAUGUUCUGGAAAUUAACUGGAAGGAAACUUCCAGAGCCUUACUUAAAUGGCUAGGUUACAAUAAAUUACAAUAAAUUGGAAGUCUACCACUUGUAUACUGUCUCUAUUUCCCAUGUUGUUGUUAUUCAAUUGCGCAGUUCUUUCACAAAUACUUACUCAGAAAUUAUUAAAGGAAAUACAGACAUUUAAAAUGACUUAUUAACAAAAAUAUUCAAAAUCCUUUAGCUUGUCAGAACCCACGGUGAUAUCUUCAGAUUGCUUGUUUUGCCUGACCAACAGUCCAAAAGUCUGACGUAUUCAUAUUACAAAAAUAGACAGAAAGGCAUUUGAGAAGCUGGAAUAUAUAGGAGGACAUGGCUGCCCAUGUUGGAGCUUCCCGUACUCCACAGGAAGUUAUGGAACACUAUGUCACCAUGUACAUCCAUGGAAACCUAGGUAAGGCCUGUAUCCCAGACAGCAUUCCCAACCGGGUGACCGACCACACCUGCCCAAGUGGGGGCCCCCUGUCGCCCAGCCUCACCACCCCUCUCCCCCCACUGGAUAUUAGCCUGACUGAACAGCAGCAGCUGGGCUACAUGCCGCUUCGUGACGACUAUGAGAUUGAAUAUGACCAGGAUGCAGAGAAGCUCAUUAGCGGACUGUCUGUCAACUACGAUGAUGAGGAUGUAGAAAUUGAGAUGAAACGUGCCCAUGUGGACAUGUAUGUGCGCAAGCUCCGAGAGCGCCAGCGACGCAAGAACAUCGCCCGAGACUACAAUCUUGUGCCUACAUUCUUGGGCCGAGACAAAAAAGACAAAGAGAAGGAGAAACCAGGGGCCCUGGGAGGCCUAGGCACUGCUGGUGGUGUGGGUGGGGGAGGAGCUGCUGGUGGUGCACUUGGAUCAGGUUCCACAGCAGCAGGAUCAGGUUCAGUACCAAGUACACCCAAGAGAAAGAUCACCAAAGAAGAGAAGGAGCAGCGAGUCAGGCUGCGGGGGCUCUGUCAGUUCAUGGCCCAUCGGGAGUUUGAAGACUUCUUUGAGAAUAUGCAUAAAGAGCGUGUGCUGAGGGCCAAGGUGCGUGAGCUGCAGCGCUACCGCCGCAACGGCAUCACCCGCCUGGAAGAGUCUGCUGAGUAUGAAGCAGCGCGCCACAAACGGGAGAAACGCAAGGAGAACAAAAGUGUGGUCACCUCCAAACGGGGCAGUGGAGGAGGGGGCGGGCUUGGCUCCGGGAUUGGACUCGGAGGAGGAGGGGGAGGAGGCAUUGCCGGAGGGUUGGGGGUUGGAGGUGGGAUCAAAGAAGAGGGGAAAGAUGGUGAGUUUGCUGCCAUCGAGAAUCUGACAGGCUUUGAGCUGCUAUCAGACAGGGAGAAGGUGCUGUGUAACUCUCUCAACCUCAGCCCAGCACGCUACCUGACUGUCAAAACCAUCAUCAUCAAAGACCACCUGCAGAAAAGGCAAGGCAUCCCGGCUAAGAGCCGGCUGCCCAGCUAUCUGGACAAGGUCCUGAAGAAGCGCAUUCUCACCUUCCUCACAGAAAGUGGCUGGAUAUCCCGAGACGCCUCUUAGCGAUCCAUCAUUGCUCAUGAAGACAAGUUGAUAAGCGCUGAUAGCUUAUUUGCUAUAAGCUCUGGAGGCAGGAAAGAACUACUGGCUUUCACCUUUUUUCCCCCAGAGGUGAUCUUCUGAAUAUCUACAUUGCAAAGAGAGAGGAUGCCCCAUUGGAAAAAUAUAUUUUCAUACCAGGGUCACGAUAAAAAAAACAAAAACCUAUAUUUUUGCAUCUGGAAAGGGACGGCAGUGAAACUGUGGGUUCACAAUACUGUGUCCAUCUUGUUACUACAUGAUACUAACUACAGUGUUAACAAGUAUCAUGUAUUGUUACUGCCACAGGUUUAUUGGGGAAAACUGAUGGCAGCAGUGGCUCUGAUGGGAAACCUUAACGAUCACCUUUGUGGUUGCAGAUGUUUUUCGGGAUCUCUUACCUGACUGGGUUAGCUUUGUUGGGUGUUUUAUCAGUUAAAGCCACAUUCGGUCAUUUCCAGCUGGAAGUAUUUUCUGACAUUUUAAGGCCUUAAUUUUCUUGAAAUUGUCAUACAACUUUAAGUAAGCUCUCAGAUCUUUGCCCAGUUUCAUCCCUUCAUCUUGGCUACAAGGGGAGGAAAACAAAAAGCAACAGGGCUCAGCCAUCAUCUAGCUUUCUCUGGACUCAGCUCUUGCUGUUUCCUGAGUGUAGUUUGUAUCAGAGCCCGACCCAUAUAUCACCGUAGAGCGAGAUCGAUAAGGCUCAGGUAUCAGGUCAUAUUGGCCGAUAAAUAACAAGAAAUGCCAAAGAUUAGUUAAGAAAUUUAGCAGCAGCCUACAUUUCAUAGUCUGUCUACCAGAGAGCACUGGCAGGUUCAUUUUUCAAAUGUAAAACUGUUCAUUCUGCAUUAAGUGGUUGGUUAUAAUUCUUUAAUAAUUAAAUUUAUAGGAUUCCAAUCAGAAAAAUUAAAUCAUGCUAUCUUUGUUUUUUUAAAGAGCAUCAGCUAAUAUAUUGUAUUUAAGUCUUAAAGCCCCAAAUCUUAAGUACUUUUCUAUAACCUAAAAAUUUUUGUGCUAUAUAAGCAACAAGUUAAAAACAUUUUUAAGAGAGUAAUAAUACUCAAUCUGCUUGAUCAGAACCAUGUGGGUACCCCGCCCACUUCAAACCCCUGACAAGGCGCAGAGAAAACCGAAAUGCUGAUAUUUCUAGACGUUUGCAGAGAAAGCUGUGUUCACAUAGGAGCCCAGUGCUUGUUGCCAGAAGGUGAGUGAGAAAAUAUUUGUAUCAGUUUCUAUCAAAAAUCCUUUAUGGAUCAGGCUCCAAUUAGUAUUUUAUUCCAGCCUUCAGUUUGUCCCCAUGAGAUCAUCAUGGAGGAGAAACGCUUCCUUUUUGGGAACUUAACUUUGAAUCUGCCCCCAAAAACUUUACUUAAAAUGUUCUACUCUCCACAUGGUACAGUACAGCUCAAGAAGCUGAAUGUGUAAGGGCAUUAACCCUUUACUCCAAGAUUAUUAGCACCAAGUGUAUGUGUGUGUGUGU
Molecule: messenger RNA, 3373 nt
Organism: Monopterus albus (swamp eel)
Lineage: Eukaryota; Metazoa; Chordata; Actinopteri; Synbranchiformes; Synbranchidae
Gene: tada2b
Product: transcriptional adaptor 2B
Exons: 2
Coding region: 682-1878 (398 amino acids)
Biological process (GO): chromatin remodeling; regulation of transcription by RNA polymerase II
Cellular component (GO): SAGA-type complex; nucleus
Molecular function (GO): zinc ion binding; chromatin binding; transcription coactivator activity
Source: RefSeq, a predicted model, not a curated record